This is a messenger RNA of Cuscuta epithymum, 1042 nucleotides long. NCBI's taxonomy places the organism in Eukaryota, Viridiplantae, Streptophyta, Magnoliopsida, Solanales, Convolvulaceae. The record is from the annotation of a GenBank genome assembly.
GCAUAAGUUUGAGCAAAGUCAAAGAAUCUGUUCAACUGCUUCCGGGCCGGCUCGAUUCCGUUACCGGAAACUGGAAGUGUCUUGAACAGAAUCUCCGCCGAAUAUUUACAAAUAGCGUAGCCGGAAUGAGCAACGGAGAGCUGAUCCGCAUCGAACCCGUUGACCUCCAAUUUCCAUUCGAAUUGAAGAAGCAGAUCUCAUGUUCUAUGCAUUUGACAAACAAAACGGAUAACCAUGUCGCUUUCAAGGUGAAAACAACAAACCCUAAGAAGUAUUGUGUGAGGCCAAACACUGGAAUUUUGAAGCCGCGCGCUGAUUGUGAUGUCAUAGUUACAAUGCAAGCACAAAAGGAGGCCCCAACAGACAUGCAGUGCAAGGAUAAGUUCUUGCUUCAAAGUGUGGUUGUGAGUCCUGACACCAUGGCGAAGGAUAUUAUUCCAGAAAUGUUCAACAAGGAGUCAGGGAACCAUGUUGAUGAAUGUAAGUUGAGAGUAGUGUAUGCCACACCUCCUCAACCUCCAUCGCCGGUGCGCGAGGGUUCUCAAGAAGGAUCCUCACCAAGGGCUUCACUAUCCGAAAGUGGAGCAGUGAGUUCAUCAGAGCAGAGUAAUGUUUCAAGAGCACAAAGUGACCCACAAGACAAGUCAUUGGAGGUAAAAGGCCUAAUUUCUAAUCUCAUGGCUGAGAGGGAUUCUGCCAUUCAAAUAAAUAACAAGCUCCGACAGGAAUUGGAACUUUUAAGACGGGAAUCAAACAGAAGUCCAGGUGGCAUUCCGUUUAUGUAUGUUAUUAUCAUUGGCUUGCUUGGUAUUCUUCUCGGCUAUCUUUUCAAGAAAGCAUCAUGAAGGUUGCAGUAAAUAUAUUGUAUCUGAAAAAUAUUCCGUUCUACGAAUUUCACAUAUGAAAUUUAUUCCGUUUUCCAUUUCAUUUUUUGCGUUUCUGUGCUACUUAUAGAAGAAUCUAGAUCAUAGAUUAUGAGUUACAAUUAUUUAUUAGAAUAUUCAGUUACAAAUCUAGAUCAGGAGUUUGGCCUAAACAUCUG